GUGCCUUCAUUGACUACGGUUUACCUCGGUGUUUAGUUCAGAGUUUCUACACCUGUAAGAGAACACUACAGUGAAAAGGCGGCAUUACCAGCUGUCAAAUGGUUGCCAUCCAGCUCUAGGAGCAGUAGGGUAUCAGCAAAUAAGGCUGCCCACGCAAGAGCUAAAGCAGAAACCGCCAAGGUGCGAGCGUCAUACACUGAACAGGAAGCAAAACUGAAAAUGGAAAAGGCUGCCAGAGAAGCCAAAAACCAAAUGCAAAGUUAUCCACUUUGGAAGCUGGAACAAGAGGGCAGAGUAUUGUCUGAACGGUGUCGAGUUAGGUACCAUCUGGAUGCAACAAAUAUUGAGUUUAAUUUAUUCUGGUGGUGAUAUAUCUGCAAUCCAACGUAAACUCGCAAUAGAGCGUGUUCCUUGGAUUGAAGUGCCAGACUCAAAAUUUCCAGAACGCCCAUCACCUCGACUGAAUGUCAUGCAUUUGCCCUACCAACUCAUUCCUAAGGGGCUGAAGGAAAAGAAGGGAAAAGUUAUUUAUGUUGCACGGAAUCCUAAGGACAUCAUGGUCUCUUCAUAUUAUUUCCAUAAAUAUUUUGCCAUGUUUGAAGCACCAAAGAAUUUCAUGGACUUCUUUGAAAAAUUCCUUGAUGGUAGAGUGGUAUUCAGCUGUUGGUUUGACCACAUCAGGGACUGGUAUGUUCACAAGGAUGAAUUCAACUUUUUGCUGAUAACCUAUGAGCAAUUGAAGAAGGAUUGUCGAGCGACGAUACAAAAAAUAUGCAACUUCGUUGGAAGACAGUUGGAUGAUGAACAACUUGAGAAUGUGAUGAAGUACAGCUCGUUCAAUGAAAUGAAAACAAAUCCAAUGGCCAACUAUGAAAACAUCCCCAAAAAAGAGAUGGGUACAUUUCUUCGUAAAGGGAUAAUUGGUGACUGGAAAAAUCAUUUCACAGUUGCUCAGUCUGAGAUGUUUGACAAAAUUUUCCAAGAAAGAAUGAAGGAUGUUCCACUGGAGUUCAUCUGGGAUGAAAAAUAACUUCUUUUUUUAAAAAACAGAAUAAGAAGAAGUAAAAAGCAAAAACUUGUAGAUGGUGAUAUUUUAGAAAUAAUAGAAAAUAUUUUCAGUGCGAUCUUAUUGUCAUCAUUAUGUGCCAUGAUGUAUGACAUGGGCAAUCAUGGUCUUCCAUCUGUCUUUAACCUGAGAAGUUCUAAUAAGCUCUUCCAAACUUUUGCCUGUCCAUCUCUUGAUGUAACUCAUGAAUGUGAGUUAUUCAUGUUGAUCGUGACUUUGUCAUCCAUCAGUUUUUCCUAUCACUGCAAGAUGUUCAAGCUUCUCUUUCCUCAGUAUGUGUCCCAGACGUUCUGGUUGCCGUUUCCUCAUUGAUGACAUCGGCUCCCAUCUUAUUCAAGCUGUUCGCAACUCUUCCUCAUUUGUUAGAUACAGCCCUUGUGGCUAAAGGGAUCAGGGGGUAUGGAGAGAAAGCAGGUACAGGGUUCUGAGUUGGAUGAUCAGCCAUGAUCAUACUGAAUGGUGGUGCAGGUUCGAAGGGCCAAAUGGCCUACUCCUGCCCCUAUUUUCUAUGUUUCUAUGUCACUCUAUCCUUCCACGAUAUUGCCAUCAUUCUUCUCAAAAACCACAUUUCCGCAGCUUCAAGUUGUUAACUUUUGGCUGAAGUGAGGCUGUUGUGGGCUGAGCUAUUUCACCCUCGAGGUGAGGGAUGUUGGUGAGUGAUACAUUAUUUGAACCCAACCUUGGGACAGGAAGAAAUAAAGAAAAUCGAUUAAAUUACUGAUCUGUUUAUUUUCAUAUGAGAUUUUCUGCCUUAGCUGGCAUCUUUAUUGAUUGCAUUUUUACAUUUGGCAAGAGUAUAUUUUCUUUUACGCUGAAACAGACAAUAAAUGUGAUAGAUAAUGAGAUUAAUUGAAAAAAGGUACAUUUAGAUUUACAAAAUACACUAAUUUUUCUAAGAAGCAAGACCCUUAUUUUACAUAUAAGCAUUUCCAUCUUUUUGUAGGAAACAGCAAUACUUUAUUUUGUGAUGGUUGGGCAUUUUUGUAUUUAUCCUGAUUCAAUUAAAAUAUAUUUCUUUAUUGCAUGUUUAAAUUGACUUGUAUUCUAAUGUUAACAUAUGGUCUUGUCUUGAUUGAAACUGAUUAAAAUUAGAUGUUGCACUUGA
Messenger RNA from Hypanus sabinus (Atlantic stingray), 2171 nucleotides. RefSeq names its product amine sulfotransferase-like. The coding region runs from base 332 to 1030 and encodes 232 amino acids. Gene Ontology annotation, molecular function: sulfotransferase activity. The transcript has 6 exons. Gene Ontology annotation, cellular component: cytoplasm. Gene Ontology annotation, biological process: sulfation. The record is from RefSeq and is a predicted model, not a curated record. Lineage: Eukaryota; Metazoa; Chordata; Chondrichthyes; Myliobatiformes; Dasyatidae.